AUGCCCGCGCCCAACCCCUUCGACACCGACGUGCUCGAUAUCACAAAUCACGUGGAGAGUGGCGUGCCAGUAGAUCACGCCAAGGCCUGCAGGCAACUGAAUGGCACAAGGAGCCCUUUGAGGCAAAUCAGCAACAAGAUAGCAGCCCGAAGACCCAAAGGAGUCAAGGAUCCCGUUCCCAUCCCUAUGGAAAUGGACCUGUGCCAAGCAUUCUCUGAGAUGAUGCAACGCAACGUAGAAGAUGUUGAUGCAGACAACAGGGAGGACCCCCAGCUGUGCAGUGACUACGUGAAGGACAUCUAUCGCUACCUGAGGCAGCUUGAGGUGCAGCAGUGCGUGUUUCCCUUCUACCUCGAAGGCACAGAGCUCAAUGGGUGCAUGCGGGCCAUUCUGGUGGACUGGCUGGUGGAGGUGCAUGCGAGGUUCCAGCUGCUGCAGGAGACCCUCUACAUGUGCGUCACCAUCAUGGAUCGCUUCUUGCAAGCCCGGCCUGUCCUCCGUAAGGAAUUCCAGUUGGUCGGCGUCACGGCGAUGCUCCUGGCUGCGAAAUACGAAGAGAUCUAUGCCCCGAGUAUUUUGGACUUUGUCUACAUAACUGACAGAGCAUACCAGGCCGCUCAGAUCCAUGCGAUGGAGCAGAACAUCCUUAAAGAGCUUAACUUUGUCCUGGGCCGGCCACUGCCACUCCAUUUCCUGAGGAGAGCAGCCAAAAUUUCUGACCCGUCUGCUGAAUCGUACCUGCUAGCAAAAUACCUGAUGGAAUUGACCCUGCUGGAUUACGAGAUGGUCCAUUAUAAUCCUUCGGAGAUUGCUGCUGCGGCUCUCUGCCUGUCUCUGAAGGUCUUGUCACAAGGCCAGUGGAACCUCAAGCUGCGCUAUUACACGGGGUACGAAGAGGAGAGUCUGAGCCCUGUCAUGGAGCACAUCACCAAGAACGUUGUGAGAGUCAACAAGAACCUAACGAGACAAGUUGUAAGUAUCCGCCCCCGCACCCAUCUACUGUGCCCCACAACAGGAAGGAAAGACCUAGGCAAUCCCGCCUUUGGGGAUAGUGCGAGACUUCGAAGGAGGGGAACUUGA
Molecule: messenger RNA, 1080 nt
Organism: Elgaria multicarinata webbii
Lineage: Eukaryota; Metazoa; Chordata; Lepidosauria; Squamata; Anguidae
Product: G2/mitotic-specific cyclin-B2-like
Exons: 8
Coding region: 1-1080 (359 amino acids)
Biological process (GO): mitotic cell cycle phase transition; regulation of cyclin-dependent protein serine/threonine kinase activity
Cellular component (GO): nucleus; cyclin-dependent protein kinase holoenzyme complex; cytoplasm
Molecular function (GO): cyclin-dependent protein serine/threonine kinase regulator activity
Source: RefSeq, a predicted model, not a curated record